AUGAAUUCCCUAUUUGGCAACGUCUUCUUAUUUCUCACUGAGCUGGCCUGGAAGAGUCGCCUAACCAUACCCGUUCUGGUCACCACCGCCUUCCUCGUGAUGGACAUUCGCCUGCAGAUCGAGAUCAACAUACAGACGGGCCAAUUUCAGAAUCCCAGCGACAUGGACGACGAUGAUGCCAUGGCUGCCCACGAUCAUGGCACGGAUGAGAGCGGCAGUGACAGCUACACGGAUGAUCUCGAGGAGUACAACAGCGAAUACACCAACGACGAUGGCAACAACAGCGAGACUUCUCACUACAGCAUGGACAUCUACGAUCCCUGGGGCUCCGACUGGGAGGCCGAAGACGAUGUCGAAGCUAACUACUCUCGGCAGGUGUCGUUUUAAGCUCCCAGCACAGUUUUAAAUUAGGCGUAAUUGGGCCAGAUAAGCUAGCUUUAUAUUAUGUACAUGUAUAUACUCAACAAUAUCGAACCCCUAAUAUUAAUAUUUAACCAUUUCAAGCAGUAAAAAUAAAACAAAACGAGAGUUAA
This is a messenger RNA of Drosophila kikkawai, 533 nucleotides long. RefSeq lists its product as uncharacterized. The record is from RefSeq and is a predicted model, not a curated record. NCBI's taxonomy places the organism in Eukaryota, Metazoa, Arthropoda, Insecta, Diptera, Drosophilidae.